Molecule: messenger RNA, 1659 nt
Organism: Mytilus californianus (California mussel)
Lineage: Eukaryota; Metazoa; Mollusca; Bivalvia; Mytilida; Mytilidae
Product: protein chibby homolog 1-like
Exons: 4
Coding region: 114-500 (128 amino acids)
Source: RefSeq, a predicted model, not a curated record
GAUAAUCCAUUACAACAUUCCAAACAUGUCCUAACCAGUGCCUCAGCUUUUGUUUACAUAUAUAAAACUGUUAUAUUUGCAUCUACAGUGAACCACGAUAGUUAAAUUUGAAAAUGCCUCUAAACUUGUUUGGAAACAAGUUUUCUCCAAAGAAAACCCCACCAAGGAGAGCACAAUCUUUAUCUAAUAUCAACUUGGAUGCAGACCAGGCCAGAGAAGAGUUUGGACCAAAUAUUGGACCUGUGAAAUUAAGACUAGGGGGCAAUGAGGUUCAGUUUGAAAAUGGAAUGUGGAUUCAAGAAACUGGAGGUGGUGGAGGAGCAAGUCAUAAAGAAGUAAUGAAACUAAGAAAAGAAAAUCAACAAGUAUCAGAGGAAAACAACCUACUCAAACUUAAAAUUGAUAUACUGUUGGAUAUGCUUGCAGAAGCUUCAGCAGUGUCACAUUAUCAUGAAACAGAACUUAAACAAAUGAGAGCACAGGUUGGAAAGAGACGGUGAUUAAAAUUUAUAAAAGAAAUUGUUUGAAGGGAAAUACACACUUCUGACAUUGUAGGAGUAAACCUUUAAUUAAAAAGUUUGCAUGAGAAACAUUUCUUUAUUGCAUAGAGAAUUAUAAUUUGGCAAUUAUCAAGUAUAUGACUUCUUCAACUUCAUAUUUUAGAUUCUCCUCUAACUGUUAUAAAGUUAUAUAAACACUGUGUAGGGAGUAUUUUAAAUCCUGAAUCUACUACUCAAGGCCCAUAAAUUAUUCUUUUGCACAUAUUAAUUACAAUAGUCACUCAUACUGGAAGUUCAAAAAGCAUUAUUUCUCAUGAGAAAGUGAAAUCAUGCUUGAAUUUUUGAUCUCAGUAGUUAUAAAUUUUCUUACACACUAUGAAAUAAUUAUGAAAAUUACAAUGUAUUCUUAUACAAUGUAGUAAGGAUCAUACAAUCAUUUCAAAGCAUUAUAUCAGUUUGAUAGGGUGCUGCUUGUUCAAUUUUACCAAACACAUUUUAUUUCCAACUUAAUUUUUGUACAUUAUUUUGAACAUUUGAGGUAUAUUUGUAUAUAGUGAAAUAAGUGUAACCUGAAAUAACAACAAAGUCCGUCCAUCAUCAUUUUGUUAUCCCUGUUGCAAAUUUUUUUUUAAUUUCAGGGGAUGUUUAAUUAGAUUGAUUAUUUUAAAACUGUGAUAUUUUAUUAUGUAAUGUAAACUUUGUUGAAAUCAAAUAGAAUACUCUUAUGAAUUAUUUUUCUCAUCAAAACACCUUAUGAUGUUAAGAAUCUGAUUUUAAAGAUCAACAUAAGUAGUUUUUUGUCUGUUCAGUGACUUCAGUCUCAUGGUAUGACUCAUAAAGUUCUAUUUUGUGUGAUUAUUUAAUAAACAGAUGUUAAAUUGAGCUUGACACAACAGACAAAGCGAGAGAAAUCAUUUAAUUGAAUUGUACCAUGUAAUUCAUUUUUAAGAAAGAGAAGAUGUCACUAUUACAUGAACAUUGCAUUUGUUGCUAGACAAACAGUAUUUUGUAUUUUAUUCAAUGUUUAUUGGGAAAGGUUUUAUUAAACCAAUGCAACACUACAUUAGAUGUGUAUUGAUUUAAACAAUAGUUAUGUAUAUUUAUUUAUGUAUUGUUAACAUUGUAGUGCUUUGAUGAUGAAUUAUAGUAUGUAGAAAUA